Messenger RNA from Chara braunii, 1339 nucleotides. NCBI's taxonomy places the organism in Eukaryota, Viridiplantae, Streptophyta, Charophyceae, Charales, Characeae. The record is from the annotation of a GenBank genome assembly.
GGCCCGACUGCCUUUCGGGUGACUGGCCAUGUCAUCGUGCCAGGUGGCGUUUGGCUAGGCUGCAGAUCUCACCGCAAGUCGAGUGUGACGCUGACGUGGCAGAUUCUUCAUCUGAAUCUAUUGGCGGGAGAGCAGGGGAAUGUUUGGCGUGUAGAAGCGGAGCGACGGUCGGUACUCAACAAACGCGACGCAGCAGGAGAAAUGGCAGGUAUGACGGCAUCGAAUGAACAUCAGCAACAGCGCGCGGCGGUAUGGUUGUCAGAGCUGGAGGAUGGGAGGCGUCGGCUGCAAGAGAUUGUGUGGGUGAUGUCAUCCCCAGCAAAUCACCCAUCUGCGGUCCGAGGGGGCGGGGCUCAGAUGGCUGAUUGGUUGGAGGAUAUGUCCCAGCAGAUGCUGGACAUCAUCUGGAUGAUGGAGGAGGGGCCGGAUCCUUGGCUUGAUGACAUCAUCGAUUGGGAGCAGGAGCGGGAUAUCACACGUAGAUGCUACGAUCUCUUCAGCGAAGGGCGAGCAAUCUCUGACAGCUAUUACUGCGAGGACUGCGAUGACGACGGCAACAGCAGCGCGGACAACAACAACAACAACAACCACGACAUCGUCAACAGUGACAAUGACAUCAACAACAACAACAACAACAACAACAACAACAACAACAACAACAACAACAACAAUAGCGACAGCAACAACGACAUCAACGUCAUGAACAACAACAACAACACCGACAUCGUUGACGGCGACGUCAACAGCAACAACAACGAAGCCAAUACGACGGCGGAAAUUCCAAGAACGAUGGGGACACUGGUCCAGAAAGCUGCGUUUUCGACUGCGGCAACAACAACAAUUGAGACACCAACAACAGGAAUAACAACAACGACAAUGACAAUGGCGCCUGCAUCGCUGGUGGUGAUAACGACAGCAGUGACAUCAGCUGCAACAACAGCAAAAACAUCUCAGGGGGAGAGGACCGGGGAUCUGAAGAAGCCGGGGAGGAAGGGAUUAGUGGUGAAAAAACGUCAUAUCGUCUCCCCCCCCCUGGUCUUUUGAUGUCGAAUCCCUCCCUGAUGAUUGGCCGCUUGUGGGAAUAGGAUAGGAGAUGCCCCCUCUGUUCAUUGAAACCAUCGGCCCCUCGAUCUCAAUCAACAUGGAAUGACAAUCUGUUCCUUUGGUGGCAGGUAGGCUGUUUAGGGUUUUCAUGUGUCUCAUCUGUUCUCCGGAGUGUUUUGAUGACUGAUUCUGAGGGAGGUUGAUGAGAAUGGUUUUGUUAGGGUUAGGGUUCAUUUCGGGAGCAGGAGGUCAAUCCUCCCUGGUCAUUGGGAAGUAAUCAAUGCCCCUGGUAUCG